AUGCUAGAGUUGUUCAAAAAGACGUUUGUACGGGGUUGGGAAAAGCAGGGUAAGACAGACGCAGCGUCGCACAAUGCAGGCAAUGCAGCAGCAGCUGUGGCAAUUGCUGCUUGGGGAGGAGCGGACGCCGGAAAGGCGGAAUGCUUGCAUCCGUCUCCAGGCGGCACGAAUCCAACGGCUCCCUCUCGUCGCGACCCGAAUGAAGAGAUUUCGCAGGCGAGCUUGCCGCCUCUCGCGGAGCCGCUGCCGUUUUUAAAAGACGUGGGUGCGCAGGAGAAGCAGGCGCUAUUCAUGCGGAAGCUUCGACUCUGCAGUUACCUGUUCGAUUAUAACGACCCAAUGAAAAACGUGAAGGAGAAGGAGAUUAAGUGGCAAACGCUGCUCGAGCUAGUGGACUACGUUGGUCGCGGAACCGGGAAGUUCAACGAGGCGGUAUUCGAAGACAUCACGCGCAUGCUGGAGAUUAAUCUCUUCCGGCCGUUACCGCCGUCCGCGCACGCGAUUUCCGGGACGGAAUCUAAGGACCCCCAGGAAGAGGAUCCGACUUUGGAAGCCGCUUGGUCGCACCUGCAAAUAGUCUACGAAUUCCUGCUUAGGUAUGUCGUCUCUAACGAGACCGACCAGAGGCUUCUAAAGCGUUACAUCGACCAGAAGUUCAUCUUAAAGCUGCUGAACCUGUUCGACUCGGAGGACCCUCGCGAGCGGGACUAUUUGAAGAGCAUUUUACACCGGAUUUACUUCAAAAUCAUGGGUCACCGACCGUUCAUCCACAAGGCGAUAAACAACAUUUUCGACCAGUUUAUCGAGUCGGAGCGUCAUAAUGGCAUUGCGGAGUUGCUGGAGUUCAUAGGAAGCUUUGUCAACGGGUUUGUGCUGCCUCUUAAACAGGAGCAUACGCAGUCCCUGGAGCGAGUACUGGUUCCGCUGCACAAGCCCAAGUGCGUGUCGAUGUAUCACGAGCAGCUGUCGUACUGCAUCACUCAGUUCGUGGAGUAA
Closterium sp. Yama58-4 is the source of this 996-nucleotide messenger RNA. The record is from the annotation of a GenBank genome assembly. NCBI's taxonomy places the organism in Eukaryota, Viridiplantae, Streptophyta, Zygnematophyceae, Desmidiales, Closteriaceae.